ACCCUCUUCAGUGCAGGAAGCUGGUGCUGUUUACAAUCAACUGACUGGAUGUCUUUUUUCUCUGCGUUGGGCUUUGGCUAAGAAAUGGACGAUUGAAUAUGGUUCAGUGAGGAAAGGGAGCACUGCUUUUAAGAUCUGGAUUGAUCCCCACCAGGAAAAAGAUGUCAUCGAAAAGUUUCGAGGGCAAGUUAUCAAACUACGAGAAAGAGCUGCCCUCCGCCUGCAACAACUGCAGGAAGCAGUGUACUAACCUCGGGAUGUACCUGGGGUUCUUCGCCCUGUCGUUGUGCCUGCACCUGGUCACGCUGCUCUGUUACUUGGAUCUGCGCUCCGAGGUGAAACGGGAGCUGAGGCCGCAGAGCAGCAGCGACGGUUCAGCCGAGGGUUUAGCGGAUGCUUCGUUUCUGCCGCUGGAGCCGGGCGAGCAUUUGCUGGAAACGCCGUCAGCUGCUGCCGCUGACUGGAUGCCUGAGUUAAAUUACUACACCACAGAUAGUCAAGCACUUCAUCAUGAAGAUCGGGCAGAAGUGGUUCAUCGGACGAAGCGAAGUCAAAACAAAGAGCCAGGAGAGAGAGGUGAACAAGCAGUUAAAGGGGAUAGAGGUGUGAACGUGGGUACAGGUAAAAGCAAAGGAAAAGGAAAAGGCAAGAAAAUGGGUCCCCCUGGUCCACAAGGUCCCCAGGGCCCUCCGGGUCCACCAGGACCCCAAGGCCCUCCAGGAAUCCCAGGAAUCCCUGGCAUACCAGGAACAGCCGUGUUGGCAGCACCAGGGCCACCCGGUCCACCUGGCCAGCCAGGACCUCCAGGGCCUCCAGGACCACCAGGUACGUCAGACAAAGCUGCAGACAGUCGGCCACCAAUGGCAGUAGUGCACCUCCAGGGGCAUGAUUCAGUCAUUCAAGUCAAACAAGAUCUCAUAGGUGGUGUUCUGGCUGACUGGGUCCGAUCUUCACUGAGCCACAAGGUCUUCCGGUUGCACAGCCGAAGUGGACAGCUGGAGGUACUCGUGGAUGGCACCUACUUCAUCUAUAGUCAGGUAGAAGUUUAUUACAUAAACUUCACGGAUUUUGCAAGCUACGAGGUGCUGGUGGAUGAUAAGCCAUUCUUACAGUGCACGCGCAGCAUUGAGAACCGCAAGUCAAAAUUCAAUACUUGCUACACUGCAGGAGUCUGCCUACUCAAGGCGAGACAGAAGAUCACAGUCAAGAUGACGUACGAAGAUACGGUCGUUAACAUGAGUCAACAUACAACUUUCUUUGGGGCGGUGCGACUAAGCGACUCUCCAUAGAAUCGGGACUGCACAGUGCACAGGCAAAGAAAAAUGACAAGAACGUACCCUGAAAGAAUUCAUCCAAGGAUGAAAUUGGGAGUGCGGUGUUUGGGUGGAGGGAUAAAGAGUUUAGGACCAUAGGGAGCUUGGAGUCAAAUUUCUUUUAUUUACCCAAAUCAAAUAGUUUCCCUUUUUCCUGACGCGUACUUGUGUGAACAAGCGUAACUUACUUGUAUUUGGAAAUCAGCAGGACGUGCACAAGUCUGUCACCCUUGUAGCAAACUCUGUCGUCUAUUUUUCCUGAUGAGUUUAACACUGCAUUUCUAAUCAGUUGGAUUCCUCCGGUCCCUGUCUCCUCCGGAGGCUGGAGUAAUGCAAAUUAUUCAACUGGCAUUGACAUUGCAGCUUUUGUUUUUUGUUGCAAUCACAAUGGAAACUGGAGGGAGGGAAGAGCGGUGUUCUUUAUAUGGAUAAGUAGAGAGAAAUAAUAAUGUCUUGUCCUCUGAUCAACCUCAAUAUGUAGUCAGAAAUAUGGAAGAAACAGUUGAAUACUGAAACCUAGAGGAAAUCCAUUAAAAUGCUGCAUGAACGAGGAUGAGCACUGUUGGAGUGCAGUUGAGGUUUACCAUGCCAGUUCUGCAUUAUGAAAUACCCUCCUGCUUGCUGUUUUGCACCAUCUCAUAUAAGUAUUUUUUUCUUACAAGGAAUUUAAAUUGGAGGAGUGUUAAUUCAAGUGCACUGGUGAGAAAAUGUUCAGUAAAGCUUUCCGUACAAAUAUGCAAUUGUAAAAAUACAUGAAGGCAGAUUUUCAGCUUACUAUCAGGAUUUGCAAAUCAGGAUGAACAUCUGUGCAACAAUAUAAUAAAAUGUGAGGCUGGAUGAACACAGCAGGCCAAGCAGCAUCUCAGGAGCACAAAAGCUGACGUUUCGGGCCU
Molecule: messenger RNA, 2206 nt
Organism: Stegostoma tigrinum
Lineage: Eukaryota; Metazoa; Chordata; Chondrichthyes; Orectolobiformes; Stegostomatidae
Gene: eda
Product: ectodysplasin A
Exons: 8
Coding region: 162-1289 (375 amino acids)
Biological process (GO): animal organ development; immune response
Cellular component (GO): membrane
Molecular function (GO): tumor necrosis factor receptor binding; death receptor binding; death receptor agonist activity
Source: RefSeq, a predicted model, not a curated record